Molecule: messenger RNA, 1474 nt
Organism: Cajanus cajan (pigeon pea)
Lineage: Eukaryota; Viridiplantae; Streptophyta; Magnoliopsida; Fabales; Fabaceae
Product: aspartic proteinase CDR1
Cellular component (GO): extracellular region
Source: RefSeq, a predicted model, not a curated record
ACAAUAGAGGAAAAUGAUCUCACGAGUCACGAACAUAUAUAAAAAGCAUCAACCAUGACAUAAACUCUGUAUCUAGCUAGGAAACCUCUUGUUCCCUCACAUAUAUAUGACAAUGGUUUAUCCCCCAUCAUUUCCUCCAUGCUUUGUAACAAUCAUUUGUCUCAUGCUUCUUCCUUCACACCUCUCAGCCAACAUUGAUAGAGGGUUCAGUGUUAACCUCAUUCGAAAAAACUCUCCCCAUGUCCUCCCUCUAGACACUCCACAAGCCUCAAUAAAUGCUUACCUUGGUCAUUAUCUCAUGGAGCUCUCCAUUGGAACUCCACCAUUUCCCAUUUAUGCCAUUGCAGACACAGGCAGUGACCUCACGUGGACCCAAUGCGUCCCAUGCAACAACUGCUAUAAACAACGUAACCCCUUGUUCAAUCCUCACAAGUCUUCCUCGUACACAAAUAUAUCAUGUCAAUCAGAUCUAUGUCACAAAAUUGACACGGGCGUGUGUUCUCCUCAGAACCUUUGCAAUUACACAUAUGCAUACGCGUCUGCUGCUAUUACACAAGGUGUUUUGGCGCAGGAAACAAUCACCUUAACCUCAACCACGGGAAAACCUGUGUCUCUUAAAGGCAUUGUGUUUGGUUGUGGACAUAACGACACGGGGGGUUUUAAUGAUCAUGAGAUGGGUAUCAUAGGACUAGGAGGAGGGUCAGUGUCUUUCAUUUCUCAAAUAGGUUCUUCCCUUGGAGGGAAGAGAUUUUCCCAAUGCUUGGUUCCAUUCCACACUGACCCUAGUGUUUCUAGCAAAAUGAGUUUUGGAAAAGGGAGUGAAGUGUUAGGGGAAGGAGUGGUUUCUACACCUUUGGUUGCUAAGCAAGAUAAGACCCCCUAUUUUGUUACCUUACUAGGCAUUAGUGUGGGAAAUAACUAUUUGCAUUUUAAUGGUUCUUCAAACAUUGUUGCAAAGGGUAACAUGUUUCUUGAUUCAGGGACUCCCCCAACUAUUUUACCUACCCAAUUGUAUGAUCAAGUUGUGGCUCAAGUGAAAAGUCAGGUUGCGUUGAAACCUGUUACCGAUGACCCUAGUUUGGGCCCCCAACUUUGCUAUCGGACCAAGACUAAUCUUGAUGGGCCUUUGCUAACGGCCCAUUUUGAAGGUGCAAAUGUGACAUUGAAGCCUAUUCAAACCUUCAUUUCGCCUAAAGAUGGAGUUUUCUGCUUGGGGUUCACCAACACUAGUAGUGAUGGAGGGGUUUAUGGUAACUUUGCGCAAUCAAAUUACUUGAUUGGAUUUGAUCUAGAAAGACAAGUGGUCUCUUUCCAACCAACAGAUUGCACCAAACACAAAUAGAGUUACGCGUAAGCCCUACUAUAAAAGUAUCUAUGUAGUGCGGUUCUUGAUUCACAUAUGAAUCAUGGAUUUUGCUUAAAGAGAAGAUUUCCAAAAGUUUCAAUUUAUUCACAAGAUAUCCAUUCCAUCUUA